UAAGAGAAUCUUUUGACGUGUGAGAGAGACGACAGAGAGAUGGAGCUGAGUCCAUCUGGUUUGUACAGUUUAGAGGAGUUGGUUGUUGGAGCUCCAAGAACGCUCUUCACUUCACACGACACUAACUUCUUCCCAAACGGAUUAUGGAUCGAUGAUGAAUCCUUAGAUCCUCCGAACCACCCAGAUUUCGUGUCCUCCUCUUCUUCUUCGCUCCUCGACCUCCUCACUCUCCCCCAACAACCCACCACCUUUGCAUGCCCUCAUGACCUGCAGAUCGACCAUGGCUAUGCUGCGCACUUUUCGGCGGCGCCGCAGGAUGUUGAGGACUUUGGGGUUUUCGGGCAGAUUGGUAAUCUGGAGAGUGAUGGGUUUAGUGGGUUGAGGAGCUGCGGUUGUGUGGAAGUGAAGAUGGAGCAGGGUAACAAUGGCGGCGGCGGAGAAAAGAAGAGUAAAUCCAAGAAAGUUGAAGGGCAGCCUUCCAAGAAUCUAAUGGCGGAAAGGCGGAGGAGGAAACGCCUUAACGACCGCCUCUCCAUGCUUAGAUCAAUCGUUCCCAAGAUUAGUAAGAUGGAUAGAACCUCCAUUCUUGGAGACACCAUUGAUUACAUGAAAGAGCUGUUAGAGAAAAUCCAUCAACUGCGUGAAGAUACCAUGGAAGAAGACGAGAAAAGCCACAUCAUCAAAUCCCUCGCACCAAACACCAGGGAACUCAAGUCUAAUGAAGCAAUUGUAAGAAAUCCUCCAAAGUUUGAUGUAGAAAGGAGAAACGUGGACACUAGAAUCGAGAUAUGCUGCGCAACAAAACCCGGUUUGUUGUUGUCAACUGUGAGCACAAUAGAAGCUCUGGGUCUUGAUAUUCAUCAAUGCGUCAUCAGCUGUUUCAAUGACUUCUCCUUCCAAGCCACAUGUGCAGAGGCGACGGAUCACAGAACGGUUCUGAGCCAGGAAGACGUAAAACAAGCGUUAUUCAAGACAGCCGGCUAUGGAGGAAGGUGUCUGUAGGAUCGGAAUAGAAUAUUAUUAUUGUCUGGGGAAUAAAUUAAGUAUUCCCACUGUUUAAGCGGACAUACAUGUCUCUUAUUCACAAGAAUUUUUGCAAGUCUUUUAAUAAUAAUAACAUAAUGUCGCCAUCUCCAAUAUUUCA
Messenger RNA from Ipomoea triloba (trilobed morning glory), 1144 nucleotides. Its product is annotated as transcription factor bHLH93. Gene Ontology annotation, biological process: regulation of DNA-templated transcription. The record is from RefSeq and is a predicted model, not a curated record. Gene Ontology annotation, cellular component: nucleus. Gene Ontology annotation, molecular function: DNA-binding transcription factor activity; protein dimerization activity; sequence-specific DNA binding. The transcript has 4 exons. NCBI's taxonomy places the organism in Eukaryota, Viridiplantae, Streptophyta, Magnoliopsida, Solanales, Convolvulaceae. Bases 40 to 1002 code for a protein of 320 amino acids.